CACCUCCUCGUUUUCGGGCUUGCUGUGUCCUGUGGUCGCCCUGCCCCGCUGCCAGGAAGUUCAGGAACUCGGUCACCGCCCCAGCCCCCCUCCGCCUCCGCCUCCGCCUCAUCCAUUGUUGGGCAAUAGUCUGCGACAUCGAAACAAUCCUAUAACACGAAACUUUUCAGGUAACCGCUAAAGAUCUCUUUUUCUUUUGAAGCUGUGUUCAACCUUUUUCGAUAUAUUUAUUUUUUUGUACCCACGAGUGGAAGUAGCUUGGAAAAGUUUAGGAGGAGCGUUAAACUGAGAGUCAGGAGGAAAAGGGAGGAAAACUUUUCAGGCAAGGAACUCUCCGUAAUUCUCACUCCUCCAUUUUGAACUUUUAAACUCCCAGUUUUUCUGGUGGAUUGUUAUCGAACUCCAGACACCAUGACAAGCAUCAACACAGCCAACAUCAACUUUAAAUGGGAUCCAAAGAGUCUAGAGAUCCGUACUCUGGCUGUGGAGCGGCUGCUGGAGCCCCUGGUGACCCAGGUCACCACUUUGGUAAACUCCAGCAACAAAGGCCCAUCUAACAAGAAGAAAGGACGCUCCAAGAAGGCUCACGUUUUGGCGGCAUCGGUGGAGACUGCCACCCAAAACUUCCUGGAGAAAGGAGAAAAGAUUGCAAAGGAAAGUCAGUUUCUUAAGGACGAGCUGACUGCUGCUGUGGAAGAUGUCCGCAAGCAAGGUGACUCAAUGCGGCAGGCUUCUGGAGAAUUUGCAGAAGACCCCUGCUCGUCCGUGAAGAGGGGCAAUAUGGUUCGUGCUGCCAGAGCCCUCCUGUCAGCAGUCACACAUCUGUUGGUUCUGGCAGACAUGUCUGAUGUCUACAAACUUCUACUGCAGCUUAAACUGGUGGAGGACAAUCUGGUGAAAGUGCGUAAUGCAGGAACAGAACAGGACCUUGGGAUCCAAUAUAAGGCCUUGAAACCAGAGGUGGACAAGCUGAACAUCAUGGCGGCUAAGAGACAGCAGGAGCUUAAGGAUGUCCACCACAAGGACCAAAUGGCCGCAGCUCGCGGGGUGCUACAGAGGAACAUCCCCAUGCUGUACACGGCGUCCCGUGCCUGUCUGCAGCACCCUGACGUGGCAGCCUACAAGGCUAACCGUGACCUGAUCUACAAGCAGCUGCAGCACGCAGUCUCUGGCAUCUCCAACGCUGCCCAGGCCACUACCACUGAAGACUCAGCACUCAGUCAGCCAGCAGGGGGUGGAGAACUCGCCUAUGCCCUCAACAAUUUUGAUAAACAAAUCAUCGUGGACCCCCUGGCGUUUAGUGAGGAGCGUUUCCGUCCCUCCCUGGAGGAGCGCCUCGAGAGCAUUAUCAGUGGUGCUGCCCUCAUGGCUGACUCUUCUUGCACGCGUGACGACCGCAGGGAGCGCAUCGUGGCUGAAUGCAAUUCUGUGCGCCAGGCUCUUCAGGACCUUCUGUCUGAGUAUAUGGGCAAUGCGGGAAGGAAGGACAGGAGUGAUGCUCUGAACACAGCCAUCGACAGGAUGACCAAGAAGACCAGAGACCUGCGCAGACAGCUGCGUAAAGCUGUAAUGGACCAUGUCUCUGACUCUUUCCUGGAGACCAAUGUUCCCCUCCUGGUCCUGAUUGAGGCUGCCAAGAACGGCAACGAGAAAGAAGUCAAAGAAUAUGCACAGGUGUUCCGCGAGCACGCCAACAAGCUGAUCGAGGUGGCCAACCUGGCAUGCUCCAUCUCCAACAAUGAAGAGGGAGUGAAGCUGGUUCGGAUGGCAGCAUCUCAACUGGAGAGUCUUUGCCCCCAGGUGAUUAAUGCAGCGUUGGCCCUUGCUGCCAAGCCCAACAGUAAGGUGGCCCAGGACAAUAUGGAUUUGUUCAAGGAGCAGUGGGAGAAGCAGGUCCGCGUCCUCACUGAUGCUGUUGAUGACAUAACAUCCAUUGAUGACUUCCUUUGUGUGUCUGAGAACCACAUCCUGGAGGAUGUGAAUAAGUGUGUCAUCGCUCUGCAGGAGAAAGAUGUGGAUGGUUUGGAUCGCACUGCUGGGGCUAUUCGAGGCCGUGCUGCCAGAGUCGUCCAUGUGGUCACUUCUGAAAUGGACAAUUAUGAACCUGGAGUGUACACAGAGAAGGUGUUGGAGGCCACCAAGCUCCUCACUGACACAGUCAUGCCACGGUUCACAGAGCAGGUGGAGUCUGCAGUAGAGGCCUUGAGCGCAAACCCCACACUACCUGUGGAUGAGAAUGAGUUCAUUGACGCGUCCCGUCUGGUGUAUGAUGGCAUUCGCGACAUUCGCAAGGCUGUCCUCAUGAUCAGAACUCCAGAGGAGUUGGAUGACUCUGACUUUGAGACUGAAGACUUUGAUGUUCGCAGCAGGACCAGCGUGCAGACCGAGGAUGACCAGCUUAUUGCCGGCCAGAGUGCUCGGGCUAUCAUGGCCCAGUUGCCCCAGGAGCAGAAGGCAAAGAUUGCAGAACAGGUGGCUAGCUUCCAGGAAGAGAAGAGCAAGCUGGAUGCUGAAGUAUCCAAGUGGGACGACAGCGGCAAUGACAUCAUUGUGUUGGCCAAGCAGAUGUGCAUGAUCAUGAUGGAGAUGACAGACUUUACCAGGGGGAAAGGGCCACUGAAGAAUACGUCUGAUGUCAUCAGCGCUGCCAAGAAAAUUGCCGAGGCAGGAUCAAGAAUGGACAAGCUGGGCCGCACCAUUGCUGACAAUUGCCCUGACUCCACCUGUAAGCAGGACCUGCUCGCCUACCUGCAGCGUAUCGCCUUGUACUGCCACCAGCUCAACAUUUGCAGCAAAGUCAAGGCUGAGGUGCAGAACCUGGGGGGAGAGCUGGUCGUGUCUGGGUUGGACAGCGCCAUGUCCCUCAUCCAGGCCGCUAAGAACCUGAUGAACACAGUGGUGUCCACCGUCAAGGCCUCCUACGUUGCAUCUACUAAAUACCAGAAGAACAAAGGCAUGGAGGCCCUUAAUAUGCCAGCCAUCUCCUGGAGAAUGAAAGCUCCAGAGAAGAAACCACUGGUGAAGAGAGAGAAGCAGGACGACGGCCAAACCAACAGAGUCAAGAGAUCCUCUCACAAGAAGCACAUCAACCCUGUGCAGGCUCUGAGCGAGUUCAAAGCCAUGGAUAGCAUCUAGACUCCCCUGUUUUUGAUUGAAGGGAACACAAAAUAUUGACCAAUGAGUUAAGAAUAGAUAGAGCUCGUCAUUCUGUCAAAAAGAAAAUGUUUUAUCAUAUUUGUUCCACCUCUGCGUAGACGGCUUGUCUGUUUGACCCAUUAUAUUCCUACAAUGCCUCAUUUGUAUUCCAUAUUCCAUUCACAUUUGCUCUAGUCUGUAGCAUUAACCGUCUCUCCUCUGGAAAAUGCAGUUAGAGGGAAACCAACUGGACAAAAGCAUUUUUGUACAUUUGCCCUUGUUUUUUUUCCUCUUCCCGUUUAUGGGAAGAAGUGAGUGGAUUUCAUAAAUAUUCUGAGAACUAAUUCCGAGAGGCUUUCGAUAAUCUUGUAUUCUAACCAGUUUUAUAGUAAUACUGUUGGGUCUCUGGUGUUUUCCACUAUAAUGUUUGAUUAUGGCUAAAUACAUUCUGUACUGCAAAUAUCAACUAUGCAAAACUUCAACUGCCUACUUGUUUUAACGUGAGCAAUAACUGUAGUUCAUUUGGAUGUGCUGGGCUAACUGGUGAGAUUUGUUUGGUUCAUGAAUAUGAACAAAAGUCAAUAUAUUUUCACACUUCCUGCAUUUAAAAAAACAACAACUGUGUACUUACUUGUUUUGCCAGACUGAUCUAAACACUAUUCACAGUGCUGACUUUGUACCCCCUUUAUCAUUUGGACUUGUAAAUGUAUAUUUCUUUAUGAUUUAACCAUCUCAAGUUUAGUUUUCUUUGUUGUUGUUUUUUUCAUGUUCAUAUGAUGCAGCAAAUCAAAGGUGACAGAGUAUUCUUCCCGGCCAUCCGCUUUGCUGCGUAACUGGUACAUGGUCUUGAUCCUGCCACACAGACCCACCCAGUUCAGUCCAACUUUGUAAAUAAACCUCGACUCCUUUAGAGUCUGGGAGAACCCAGUGGGCUUAAACAAUGAGUAGACCCCCAUGUCGCUACUCUCCAAAGCCGACAAGCUUCAUUAACUGUCAAUGAGACCAAACACCUCCACAAUCUAAAGAAUGUGUCCAAAUUGAGGGAUCAAUAUGUUUUCUCUCCACAGCUUAGAAGUAGGCGAAGCGAGGAGGGGAUUUUACUGACUUUAAACUCUUGCUUAUUGUUUAUAUUCCUUGUCCUUAAGCUUGAACACUAAUCAAGAUGUCAUGCACAGAGUUUAUGAGGAACUAGAAAUAAGUUGCCAUGUGUUGGAGCUUUAAAAAGGAAGAAACAGGAGAAAAGAUUUUUUUUAUUUUUUAUUUUACUUCAGGUAACAACUGUAGGAUCAGAAACUGUGCAUCUUGUUUUCUAGUCAUGCAUAGUAUUCUCCUGCAUAGUGAUCCAGUGGUGUACAGCCAGGCUUUGAAAUCCUGCUGCCUUGGUCUAGGGGCUGAAUCUUUGUUUUGCUCGUUUGACAUCUGUGAACUAUAGCAGGAUAGGAUGAGUAUGCAUGGUUAUUUGACAGGUGGAUUUUUUUUAACUGUUGUGAACCGAGCAUUUUGAAAGCGUUUUUUUUUUUCCCUCACAGUUCGUCUCUUGCUGUAUUUGAUUUUGGAUUUGAAAUCUUGAGUGAUAUCAAACUACGUUGCUGUGGAUUUUUUUGUUAUUGAGAGCUGACUUAUUAGUGCACACGUUUCUUGUAUUCAUGUGCCUGCUUUAUAUCUUAAUAAACAAUGAAAAUUAAA
Molecule: messenger RNA, 4821 nt
Organism: Larimichthys crocea (large yellow croaker)
Lineage: Eukaryota; Metazoa; Chordata; Actinopteri; Sciaenidae
Gene: ctnna1
Product: catenin (cadherin-associated protein), alpha 1
Exons: 18
Coding region: 412-3135 (907 amino acids)
Biological process (GO): cell-cell adhesion; cell migration
Cellular component (GO): actin cytoskeleton; catenin complex; adherens junction
Molecular function (GO): actin filament binding; cadherin binding; beta-catenin binding
Source: RefSeq, a predicted model, not a curated record